Molecule: messenger RNA, 643 nt
Organism: Melitaea cinxia (Glanville fritillary)
Lineage: Eukaryota; Metazoa; Arthropoda; Insecta; Lepidoptera; Nymphalidae
Gene: Cnep1r2
Product: nuclear envelope phosphatase-regulatory subunit 1 homolog
Exons: 4
Coding region: 193-573 (126 amino acids)
Cellular component (GO): cytoplasm; Nem1-Spo7 phosphatase complex
Source: RefSeq, a predicted model, not a curated record
AGAGUACAGUAAGUAUACCGUCUGUGACGCGACUUCAUACUUCAAUCAUUCAAUGUUAAAUUAUAAUAGAAUUUGUAUGCGGGUAUCUAAUAGCUAUAAUAAUGUAUUAUGUUAUAAAUAAUAUGUAUUAAUUUAGUUAAAUAAGUAAUAUGAUAUGACGAAUUAUACAUAGAUUUUUAGAGAUAAUGCAAAAUGUCUUUAGAACAAACAGCUUGUGAUGACUUGAAGGCUUUUGAACGGCGUUUGACAGAAGUAAUAGCAUGUCUUCAGCCAGCUACUAUGAGGUGGAGAAUUCUCCUGGCUGUUGUGUCUGUGUGCACAGCGAUUGCCGCAUGGCACUGGCUAACUGACCCUCUCACACCAGUUGUAUCUUUAACACAAUCGCUGUGGAACCAUCCGUUCUUUGCUUUAACUUCUACAUUUUUAGUUCUAUUGUUUAUGAUGGGAGUACAUAGGAGAGUGAUAGCACCAAGCAUUAUAACAGCGCGGACAAGAUCAGUUCUCAAUGAUUUCAACAUGUCUUGCGAUGAAACUGGGAAACUUAUCCUAAAGCCUAGACCCGCUAAUAAUUAAUUUAAAUAUAAUUUUCUUGUAAAUAUUAUUACUGUUAACAAAAAUUGUUUAUAAAUAAAACACAAUAUGA